Messenger RNA from [Candida] anglica, 1398 nucleotides. The record is from the annotation of a GenBank genome assembly. Lineage: Eukaryota; Fungi; Ascomycota; Pichiomycetes; Serinales; Debaryomycetaceae.
ACUGGCACAUUUAGUAAUAUUAAUAAUAGUAGUUAAAAUCAUAAUAAAAACAUCUAAUUCGAGUAUAUCUACAGUCUUACAGGAAACCAAGAGAAGAAUAUUUGACGCCAAGAGAUAUGCUUAAUAUAUUUUAAGCUUUCUUUCUCUUUCAUUAAUUACCGUUAUAAAAUUACAUAGUAAUGUUAGUCUUACUAGUAGGAGCUGGAUUUUAGACUGAAGGCGGAAAAAAAAAGACUGUGUGCUAAAUUUAGUGGUAGUAUUUGCCACAAUCUGAGUGCGGUAUCGGAGAGCCGUUCCAAUCGGAAAGACAGACAGAAAAAAAAAAAAAAGAUGGUUUAAAGAUAACGUUAAGGUACGUUGGACAGAAAUAUUUUUACAUUCCUUUUCCUUUAACUCAAAACCAUGGCAUUAGGAUCCCUUCUCAACGUUUUCAAGAGCAAGGAUGCAAAAAUAGAAGCAGAGCUCUUGGCUCAAGGCUUUGAAAAAUCGGAAUGUGAUUUUGAUUGUGGAACUUGUUCCACCAAGUUUCCAAAUUCAGUCAAGAUCCAAGAUGAUUCUGAAGGAUCUCUUUGGGAAACUUCCAAGCCAUAUGGUCUUCAAGUAAUUAUUCCUACCGGGAAGACCGACUGGCCCCAUGAUGCGUAUCUGGAGGAGGGGAAGCUUCCCAAUAUUGUAUCCAAUUGGGCGGAAAAGUCUGCCGAGAAAUUUCCUGGCUUGGGAAGUGCCACCAACAUUAAAGUUUCAGUAUCUUCUUUAUGUACACCUGAAUUGAAUUCAGGCAAUGAAGAACAUGCUAACCAAACUAGAGGAGACCUCUUAUUAUUGCCCUUCUUUGUGUGGGUGAGGAACGUGACCGUUGAAGAUGUCGCUCAAGUAUUGGAUGAAGUUAUCCCCAUUCUUCUUGAUCUUCGUGACAAGAAAAGUGACACCAUUAUAGAGAAAAUAGAUAAUUUCCCAGAAGUAACAUUUGAAAUCUCCAAAUUUCAAUCUUAUAUUUUCUUGUGUUCCCAUAGAACAAGAGAUAAGUUAUGUGGAAUCACCGCACCAAUCAUGAAGAAGGAGAUGGAAAUUCAUUUGAGAGAUUUAGAUUUACAUAGAGAUGAAGGUGACGACCGUGAGGGUGGGGUUCAAGUGAGCUAUGUUAACCAUAUUGGUGGCCAUAAGUAUGGAGCUAAUGUCAUUAUUUACUUGAGAAAAUCUGGUAAGAAUAUUUGGCUUGGAAGAUGUCGUCCUAAUAAUGUUCAACCAAUCAUUGACGAAUGUAUUUUAGGAGACGGGAAAGUGUGGCCAGAGAAGUUACGUCUUACUCAAAGACACAAUCCUAUCGAGUGGUAGAUUAAUAUGUUUCCAUUUCUUUUUCUAAUUAUAUUUAUUAUAUAAAUUUAUAUCUUUGAUGUA